AUGAGUCAACAUCCACACGGAAGAAAUAGUCUCUCCUCCUUUCAUCUUUCCAACCACAGUUCUCAAGCUUUCGUUCCUCCUUCCUCCUCCUCCUCCUCUUCCAACAUCAACAACACUAGUAUUCUCACUCGACCCAGUCUCUCCCAAUCCUCUCUCUUUUCCAUGUAUUUGAGUAGCGGAAGUGGUGUUAACUCCUUGUUAGGAGGAACAAGUGGUAGUAGUACUACAUCGACGAGCGCCGGCACCAGCACCAUAGCGGAUCAAAACAAGUACACUAUUGAUACUCUCCCUUCCACGACAACGUCCUCACUUUUGCCAUCAAAGGCCUCUCUCUUGUCGAAUAGUUCUUUAAACGUAUCUGGUAAACAAUUUUCAUCAUCAUCUCUCCUCAUGUCUUCUAAUCUAAGCAAAUCCAGAACUCCCCUCUCCACCAUUACAAAUACCGUCUCAUUGCCAAGUAGCGUUUCCUCUCUAUCUGCCAACAACAACAAUGGUUUUCUUUUUCCUUCAAACACUGAUCCUAUCAAAUCGAAUAAGCGAAAGAAAAUUGUAACAACCAGAGAGACCAAUAGUGUUGCAUCUAUUCUCAACAUGACUGGCAGCAAUGCAUCUGCUCUAGACAUUAGUUUAAAUACCUCUAGUACUAAUUUAAAUACAAAUUCAACCACUCUGAGUUGCAACAAACACUUACUGAACCAAUCUCUAAAUAGUUCUACAUCCUCUGCACAACACUUGAUUUCUCUUCCAAUCCAAGAAUAUCAACAACUGACAGAAAAGACUCAACAAUUAGAGGAACAAGUUCAAAAGCUUAAAAUCGACUUGGAUAACUCUAUGAUGGAUGUCAAUGAAUACAAGACUCUAUAUGAACAAAGUAAAAAGCUCAUUAAGGAAAAUGAAGCCAAAUGUGAAAGUUUGAAGAAUAGAAAUCAAUUCUUGGAGAAGCAAUUUAAAAAGAUGAUGAAUGAAUCAACUUCUUCGAACAGUACUGUCUCAUCAAACCCGUCCAACAACAACAACAACAUGAAUGUCACUUCUACCUCCCCUUCCUCUCCUCCUUCUUCAGUCCAAGUCACUAUUGAUGUCAAUUCACAAUUAGCUUUACAAAAUCUCUCAUAUCAAAACCACAUUGAAACAACUUCACAAAAAGUGAAUGCACUGUUGAAACAAACUAUUUCCACUCUGCAUGAUAUGGACCAAAAUAUUCAACAAAACAAUAGAGAUUAUAUUUCUCUCUUUGUCAAACAGUGCAUUUCGAACGUCAUUCACAAAGUUGAAGAAGAGAAAUUCGAACAAUUUGUGAAUCAUGUGAAUCCCAUGAUUGAAAUCGACAUUCCAAUGUACCAACAAACGAUUCAACACUAUAAGGAUCAAAUAGAUUCGAUAUCGACUCAAUACAAUCAAUUAGUAGAGUUUCAUCAAAUCGAAUUGGAUGUCCUCAAAUCUCAAAUUCAACAGCUUGAAUUGCAACAUUCGAGAGAAGUGAGCGAGUUGAAACAUAAACUAUCUGAGAAUGCAAGCACCAUCCAGAAUCAAUACCAGUCGCUCGAAGAACAGUAUCAAGCUGAUUGCAAGAAAUAUUUAUCCCAAAUUGAUAAUCUUCACAACAACAUUUCACAAUAUCAACAGUUAAUUCACCAGCAAGAUCAAAACAUGGCCAACAUGAGAUGUAAAUACGAACAAAUGCAAUUGGAAUCGAUAGAACAAUUGCGAAUGUUGAAACAAACAAGGCAAGAACAUGUUGAGCAAGUGAAGAAACUGAAACACACAGUUUUGAAUUUAGAAGAAGAGAUUCGAAAGAUGAAGAUUGCAUCAGAGAAAUUGCAAAUAGAAAAGUGGACUCUGUACAAUAUGAACAAGCAUUUAACAUUGAGAUUGGAUUUAUUUGUCACCCAGUUGAGCAUGAGCGAUUCCAAAGGUGAUCCACAAGAUGCUCAAUCUACUCAAGAUCUUGAAACUUACCUUGUAAAUCUAAAGCUGAAAUUGUCAGAGAGCCUCAAAUCAUACAGUGUGUUAAAGCAAGAAUAUGAAACACUAAUGCAAGAGUCCAAACAAACUCUUUUAAGAUAUGAUGAGCUUCUCUCGCAAUGUAAAACUGAAAGAACAUUCCUUCAAGAAUUUAUUCAGUACCACAUGUUGCCAUAUCUGGAGGUUAUUUGCCAAUGUGGUGAUUUUAAGAUGAGAGACGAUACGAAUAAUUCCUCAACAACAACAACAGACGCACAUUCAGAAGUUGUCAAUUCCACAACAAACCUUACUCCGCGACAUUAUCAAUCCAUUUUGCAAUACAUAAUUCAUCACAUUUACAAAGACGUAAUUGUUACUGAUCAUCACCACUAUCACAUGGAGGAAUAA
Naegleria fowleri is the source of this 2352-nucleotide messenger RNA. RefSeq lists its product as uncharacterized. The transcript has a single exon. The record is from RefSeq and is a predicted model, not a curated record. Lineage: Eukaryota; Heterolobosea; Eutetramitea; Acrasida; Naegleriidae. The coding region runs from base 1 to 2352 and encodes 783 amino acids.